Molecule: messenger RNA, 2275 nt
Organism: Scaptodrosophila lebanonensis
Lineage: Eukaryota; Metazoa; Arthropoda; Insecta; Diptera; Drosophilidae
Product: pseudouridine-metabolizing bifunctional protein C1861.05
Exons: 1
Coding region: 30-2162 (710 amino acids)
Molecular function (GO): pseudouridylate synthase activity; kinase activity
Source: RefSeq, a predicted model, not a curated record
AAACGGAUGUUUCGUUUCAAUCACCAAUUAUGCACUUUCUACGGAUCUGUGCAAAAAACUUUGUGCCGCGCGUAACGCGCCAUUUGGCCAAUGUGCCGAGAAAGCCUCACAUCGUGGUCCAUCCGGAUGUGCAACACGCCUUGCAACAUGAUCACCCAAUUGUAGCGCUCGAAUCUACGAUUAUCACGCACGGAAUGCCGCACCCCGAGAAUGUGGAAACAGCAUUGCAGGUAGAGGAACAAGUGCGUAGCAAUGGUGCUGUGCCGGCCACGAUUGGCAUCAUAGACGGCAGCAUUAAGGUGGGUCUAACGAAGGAUGAGCUAACUGAGUUGGCUCGGAAACCACAGGAGCAGGUUAUUAAAUGCUCGCGACGAGAUUUGCCAUAUGUGGUGGCGAUGCGGCAAAGUGGAGGCACCACUGUAGCGGCUACUAUGAUUGUUGCUUAUCAAGUGGGCAUUAAAAUCUUUGCUACCGGCGGUAUUGGCGGUGUCCAUCGAGAGGGCAAUGUCACUAUGGAUGUGUCCGCCGAUUUGGUCGAGCUGGGACGUACACCUGUAGCUGUCAUUUGCAGCGGCGUCAAGUCAAUACUCGAUAUACCUCGUACUCUGGAGUUUCUCGAAACUCAGGGUGUGUGUGUGGCCACAUACGACAGUCCCGAUGGACUGUUUCCAGAUUUUUACACACGCGAUAGUGGCUGCAAAGUGCCUUAUAAUCUGCCAUCUGCCAAGCACGCCGCGGAAAUGCUGCGUGCGUGGCGUAAACUUAAAUUAUACUCUGGUGUGCUGAUUGGCGUUCCCAUUCCUAGUGAGUUUGCUGCCGAUAAAACUACCAUAUCGGCUGCCAUUCAGGAAGCGCACUUGCAAGCUAAAGCGCAGGGCAUUACUGGGAAGGAAGUGACGCCUUUUCUGCUUGCUGCUAUUUCACGAAUCACCAAGGGAAGCAGUUUGAAGUCCAACAUUGCGUUAAUCAAGAAUAAUGCGGCAGUUGCAGCACAAAUCGCAAACGCAUUAGCAGCACGCCACUUGGCUAUUGAUGUCGGGACAGUUGGAGGAGCGAGUAACACUCGACUUAAGAAGCCAAUUGUGGUGGGUGCAUCCAUAUUGGAUCUAUCGCUUACGGUGAACGAAAAUAAGCGUGACAUGAAGCUGGACGGAGCCACGUACACAGCAAAUGCAAAGCAGGCAGCAGGAGGCGUUGGACGCAACAUAGCUGAGGCCAUUUAUAAACUGUAUGGCGACGUGAAUCUCAUUUCAGCAAUUGGCAAAGAUCAGUUGGGCAAAUCUUUGCUCGAAAUGAUGCCUGCGGCUCUGCAAAGAGGACUCGUCGUAGAUAAAGAACGCUCCACAUCGCUGUGCUCCAUAAUCUUUGACAAAUUCGGCGACUGCAAGCUUAUAUUGGGGAAUAUGGAAAUCCACAAUAGUAUUACCGCUGAAUGUCUGGAAGCGCACACACAGCUAUUUGCCGAGGCGCCGUUGAUUGUAAUGGACAGCAACGUGUCCACCGAGGCAAUGAAGGGUGUGUUGCAACAGGCACAAAAAUAUAAAUUACCUGUAUUCUUUGAGCCAACAGACAUGUUUAUUGCGGGCAAGCCAUUCACUUUACCCCGCGAGCUGACCCAACACAUUCGAAUUGUAAAGCCAAAUAAGCACGAACUGAUGACCAUUGUGGAGGCUAUAACAGGUCAAAAGGUUAACUACAAGUUGGACGGGCAAUUAAAUAAGUCCCAGCUACUUCAACAGACUAGAGAAUUGUUAAAGCAAAUAGAAUCUCAUUUCAAUUGCAUCAUUGCGACCCUGGGGGAUCAUGGCGUGUUGAUUAGUUUUCGUUCUGAUGCUGCACAAGAUGCUCGCCUCUUACUUGACUUGCCCAUAGCAACGCCAGCGCGACCUAAGCUACCGCAUAAUGUCCGCUUCUAUGCCGCGCCAAUGGUGCCUAACAUUAUAAAUGUUUCCGGAGCAGGCGAUAGUUUCUGCGCUGGCUUCAUCACCGCCCUUCUCAGGGCUCGAACUUUGGAUGAAUGUGUGGCUGCUGGUUUUGUGGCUGCCGAGCGAGCUCUGCAAUCAGAAUCCGCAGUUCCUAAGACCUAUUUUCGCGACAAUGAGGCAUUCGAAAGCCGAUACAAACAGGUGCUCACGACACUGCAACAACAGCAGUGCAUUUAACUACUAAGAUAUGAUUACUCAGGGCAUAACACUUUAUUACUUUAUAUCUCCAAAGAUUGUGCAGGUUUCUUUUAGAUUUAAAAACAAUAGCUGCCAUGACGACUGGUCGUUAA